Molecule: messenger RNA, 2372 nt
Organism: Macroventuria anomochaeta
Lineage: Eukaryota; Fungi; Ascomycota; Dothideomycetes; Pleosporales; Didymellaceae
Exons: 2
Coding region: 194-2179 (661 amino acids)
Biological process (GO): calcium ion import across plasma membrane
Molecular function (GO): calcium channel activity; protein binding
Source: RefSeq, a predicted model, not a curated record
UGACAGAUGACAUUGUACCUUUUAUAUACACCUUUAGAGAUAACUCGACACUCAAUACGCCCUCGAACACUCGCGGCGUGCCCUAUGACAUAAUCGCGUCUGCCGAGCUCUUAUCGAUACCUCUGCGCCUCGUCUGCGCCGCAUUCACUCUCCAUGCAUCCUCCAAUCCGUCGAUAGGCCAGCGGAGAGGGCAAUGCAACCCCGAAUACCCAUACACGUGCAGUCGAAGCUGUUCGCCUACAUCGCAGCUGCCUGUCUCCUCCUCAUCACGUACUCGUCGACCCAAACGUCCUUCGCAAAGGCUGUCGAAAUCCCUACUGCACCUGAACGAGAGCACCUCUCUCCAACCGAACUGCCCUUACUCGUCGUCGCCGACCCCGUACGCAUUGAUGAUGGCGCUGUUGAAGAGGAGCAGAGCGGUGGCUAUGCGCCAGACUUCGCAUACUUCGCGCGCAGUCUGCUUGGACGCCAAGCUGAGGAGGUGGGCAAGCUGAAGAAUGACGAGAAGGCGGGAUUCGACAUCUCGCCCGAGACCACCGUCCACUUUGUGCUGGAGAAGAGCCAAUUGCAAGCUCGAAACGACCCAAGUGGCUUACUGAAUGCGCUGAACGCAAGGCGCCCAGACGACGCUUUCGAGAACGAGCAACAAGAGGAAAUUGACUCCAUAAGUGAGGCUGUGGGAUCUGGGCUCGCAGGCGAGACACUGGAGGUGCGGCAAGCAGCAUCAAAGAAGGUGUGGGUGUCAGCGAACACCUGUAAACAGCCUCUGCCGGGAAACAACGCAUCUUCCACAGGGGCACCUCAGCUUACCCUUUACGUCUCGACAUCAGCUCAGAACCAGAAGCCAGGUCCAAACUUCACAGAGAACCUUGCCACGAAUAAGACUGGCAUACCCUUCGAUAAUGGCUAUAUAUCGUUCGAAGUCAACGCUACGUCAGACGUCUAUAUUGGAAUCUCUGCGCCGAAGUUGAACGAAAAUUGGUUUGGGAGCUGGCACUUUGAAGUCGCUGCGAGUACCCACGGCUCUUAUCACAGCUACAACCGGACAAAUCCCUUCCUCUUCAUGGUUGACACUGACAGCGAGUCUACACUGUUCAUUACCUACAACCUUACCGACUCCAAUAAAGAGGAGGACAUCGCAAAAUGGAACAACUCAAAUCCAUUUGCCAUGUAUGCCUUUCCAGCUGGCCGAUCACCGGUUACGGGCAUGGAGAACUCAUACUGCGCACUCAAGCAACAGUUCAACUCGACUAACAAUAUCACCGUCAAGACGCAGAUCACGACCAAAUUCGGUGCCGGCUUUCCCAAAAGCCAGUUCAACGUCCACAAUUUGAGCAAUGCCCAGACAUACAAUGGGUAUCUAGUAGUUGAAGGCAAUCAGGACACAGUAGACUUGCCCGGUGUCGGCAGAGUGCGUGCUGGCGGCAAGGUCUUUCAGCAGUUCAAUUGGACCACAAAAGCAGACGAUUCAUGCCAAGUCUUAACGGACCUUGACUUUUGCGACACCGUUGCUUAUGCUGUUCCAUCAUCUCCUGAAUUCAAAUUUGAUGACGACAAGUUGAAAGCGCUGUACGAUGGGCAGGCGAAGAAGUACUUCAAGAACUUCUCGAACUCGCUCGAUCAAAUUGCUUGCGACGCACCCUCGACUGCUCAGUAUUCACUUGCUCGAAACUGCACUAACUGCCGAGAGGAUUAUAAAGCAUGGCUUUGCUCUGUCUUGAUUCCAAGAUGUGAGGAUUGGACAGCCAACGAUGGAUGGCUCAUACCCCGGAACAUCAAUGCCAACUUUUCGGACGGAACCUACCCUUUUGCGGACAACAUGACCGCCGAGUUCAACGCGACUAUGCGUGACCGUUUCGGAUACAGCAAAAGCCGUAAUCCUAUGAUCGAUGAAAAGAUCAAGCCAGGUCCUUACAAGGAGAUGCUCCCGUGCGAGGAUCUGUGUUUCGACAUAGUCAGAAGUUGUCCUGCACAACUUGGUUUUUCAUGCCCUAACAUCCCUGCGAGGGCUCUGCAGUACGGCACGCGGGAUCCAAACGGGAAUGUUUUGCAGUGCAGUUUCCCUGGGGCUGUCGUCAAGCUGAACGUGCAAAGCGAUGCUAAUUUCCCUAGCGUCCCGUCAGGCAACGUCGCGCUUGUCGCUCUGAUGCUCCUGACAAUGUUUGUCAUCUCGUGGUAAGCCGAUUAAACGCGGGAAAAGGCAUGGGUUUGGCGUAAUGGUUUAGUGGAGCGGGAGUCAGUGCAUUUCUAGGCGUUUGAGGACAGGCGAGUGUAUGUAAGCGAUAUGAAACGUGUUGUAAGAACCCUAGUCGCCUCCACGCUGGAUAGACGCAUUGGAAGAACUAUUACCAUGCUCAUGUACCUAUACGAAC